AUGCCGAAAUACCCACAGAUACAUUUCCAAUUUAGUUCUCCGCUUCCCAUGGUAAAACCACAAUACCCUCCUAAUUUAACGGUCGAAGAUUUAAUGCAAAAUGCACUGCAAAAGCUUAAAAAAACUGGUAAAUUUUCGAAAAUCCCUAAUGCCUUUAUGGCUUACAGAAUGCAACUACAAAAAGAAUUUGCAUUACACUAUUCAUAUCCUGGCAUGCGUAAACUAUCUUCCAUUGCUGCGAAUUUAUGGAAAGAAGAAGAUGAGAACGUAAAGAAGACAUAUCAAAAUCUUACACGUGAAGCACAAACUCGAUUUGAAAAGAUAGCAAAUGAAGCUUUUCCGUUACAAUUCGUACAAUUUAUCAAUCCGAAUGAGAUUAUGAGCUCUCUUGAAGAGGAUAAAUUGAGCAUAGAAGAAGAGAGAAAUCCUUUGGAAAUACUACAAUAUAACGAUCAAAACGGUGACAUUUUUGAUACUACCGAUUCUACUGGCACUUCUGUUAAUGUGGCAGGAAAUAAUAUCGAAUCUGAACGUCCAAUCAAUACCUCAUCAUCAAUUCGGUACAACGAAACUGAGUCGCAACAUAUGGAGAAAACAGUAAUUGAUAUAAAUAUAUUGUACUCGGGGGAUACUAUAUCUGUUAACUGUCCUCAGAGCAUCCCUCUCGAUUAUGAAAUUAAUAACUUAGAUUAUUAUGUCAAUACAUCAAGUAUCCAGGUCAUAAGUUACGAAGAGGAAACACCAAUACCAUUGAAUUCAGUUAGCAACAACAAAUGCGAAAAUAUUCGAAAUCGGAUUACUCAGCUUGAAAAUAACAUAGCAUAUUCUAGUGAUAUAAAAUUUAUUAACGAUCAUUCCGCGAGUCUUGAGGAUCGAGUGACUAACUUAGAAAAAUGUGUAAAAAUGUUAUUUGAAAAAAAGCACCAAGAACAACACCUAUUAUGA
Molecule: messenger RNA, 945 nt
Organism: Ambispora leptoticha
Lineage: Eukaryota; Fungi; Glomeromycota; Glomeromycetes; Archaeosporales; Ambisporaceae
Source: the annotation of a GenBank genome assembly